GAGACAAUGGAGAGGCCUUCCUUGGAAUUUAACCUGCCUGAUACUCAUGGAGAAGGAAAACUUUAUGUAGUUGAUUCCCUAAACAACCUAAACAAGCUAAAUGUUUGUCCAGCUGAGUCCCACCAUUCACUAGACCAGGAAGACAACACGGGUGGUGCUGGAGAAAGUAUGGCAGGGAGCAACGCAGGAAACCAGCGUUUGUUCUUCGUCACCUUUGUUCUUACUCUGACCGUCAGUUUGGCGCUUGUUUCAUUUGUAAUAUUCUUAAUAUUUCAAACUAGAAAUGAGGUGGACCAAAUAUCAAGCAGACUACUAUCUGAAAAGAAGAACAUAGAAGAGCUGAAGAAACUUAACAAUAUUAUAUUAAAGCAUCUGAAUCAAUCCAGAAUUAAGGAAAAGCCUUCUGAUCUUCGUGCUUACUUUUUCACCCAUGCUGAGCUCAAAGUCCCUGGAGAAUAAAUCUUCUUUGGAAAGAAAUUCAGCAUAUUCAUAGCUCAGACAUGUUCACAUAUGGCACACAGGCCGCUGAAACAUGCUUGCUGAAACAUUGCUGGAAAAGCCAGCUGAAUGAAAAACAUUAGCAAUUAGUAUUUUACCCUGUUUUUUGUGAACAUAGAUUUGUAAUAGCAAGCCCAUAGGAUUCACAAUAAACAAUGGAUUGUCAGUCUGGGCAAAACUUCCAGAUUCCCUGUGCAUUGUAAAUCACAGGGGCAAGGGCCUAGUUUCACUUUAAUUGUAAGUUAAUGAUCACAGAAAAUCAUGAGUUCUAUUCACAUGAUUCCAGCAUGACCUUGUUCACUUAUUCAUUCUUCUGUUACCUUUGUACAAGCUUUCUGUUUGUUUCUAUUGCUAUUUGUAAUUAAGGAUAACUUUGGAUUUCAUAACUUAUAAAUAAAUCCAUUUAUGUU
This is a messenger RNA of Melospiza georgiana, 908 nucleotides long. It is a transcript of the gene LSMEM1, whose product is annotated as leucine rich single-pass membrane protein 1. Lineage: Eukaryota; Metazoa; Chordata; Aves; Passeriformes; Passerellidae. The record is from RefSeq and is a predicted model, not a curated record. Bases 7 to 459 code for a protein of 150 amino acids. The transcript is spliced from 3 exons.